UGUUUGUAUGUAUUCACUUCCAUUUAAUUAUUUAAAAACAUUUCCAAAAAAAAUAUUUAGAUAAUAUUUAUGUAAAUUAUUGCAAAGAAAUCGCACCACCAGUUCGUUGUUCCCUCUCUAGACUCUUCACUUCAUUGCCUUCUUUAUUUAAGGUAGGUGUAGUAUUUUGUGGAAAUGGCGACUGGGACUGUGCCAGCUUCAUUUUCGGGUUUGAAGAGCAGGGACUUAGGCUUCGGUUUAGCAAAAAGUAUGGAUUUUGUGAGAGUUUGUGAUUUGAGAAAGUGCAAAUCUGGCAGAAGAAGAGUCUCUGUGAUAAGGAAUUCAAAUCCUGGUUCAGAUAUUGCUGAGCUUCAGCCUGCAUCAGAAGGAAGUCCUUUAUUAGUUCCUAGACAAAAGUAUUGUGAAUCCAUUCACAAAACUGUCCGAAGGAAAACAAGGACAGUGAUGGUGGGAAAUGUGGCUCUUGGUAGUGAGCAUCCCAUCAGAAUUCAAACAAUGACUACAACUGACACUAAGGAUGUUGCUGGAACUGUUGAACAGGUAAUGAGAAUAGCAGACAAGGGAGCAGAUAUUGUUCGGAUAACGGUUCAGGGGAAGAAAGAAGCAGAUGCUUGCUAUGAGAUCAAGAACUCUCUUGUGCAGAAAAAUUACAAUGUACCUCUGGUGGCAGAUAUUCAUUUUGCUCCUUCUGUUGCACUGCGAGUUGCUGAAUGCUUUGACAAAAUUCGUGUCAACCCGGGAAAUUUUGCUGAUAGACGAGCUCAAUUUGAGAAGCUAGAGUACACAGAAGAGGACUAUCAAAAAGAGCUUGAGCAUAUUGAGCAGGUCUUUACUCCAUUAGUUGAGAAAUGUAAGAAGUAUGGAAGGGCAAUGCGUAUUGGGACAAACCAUGGGAGCCUUUCAGAUCGUAUUAUGAGCUACUAUGGGGAUUCUCCCAGGGGAAUGGUUGAAUCUGCUUUUGAGUUUGCAAGGAUUUGCAGAAAGUUGGACUACCACAACUUUGUAUUUUCUAUGAAAGCGAGCAACCCAGUUGUCAUGGUCCAGGCAUAUCGUCUGCUUGUAGCUGAAAUGUAUGUUCAUGGCUGGGAUUAUCCAUUACACUUGGGUGUCACUGAAGCUGGAGAAGGUGAAGAUGGUCGUAUGAAAUCUGCCAUUGGCAUUGGGACCCUUCUUCAGGAUGGUUUGGGUGAUACAAUCAGGGUUUCACUUACAGAACCACCAGAGGAGGAGAUAGAUCCGUGCAGAAGGUUGGCCAACCUGGGUAUGAGAGCUGCUGAUCUUCAGCAAGGAGUGGUGCCAUUUGAGGAAAAGAACAGACAUUAUUUUGAUUUUCAGCGUCGACCUGGUCAACUACCAAUGCAAAAGGAGGGUGAGGAGGUAGAUUAUAGAGGGGUUCUGCACCGUGAUGGCUCAGUUCUUAUGUCAGUUUCUCUGGAUCAGUUGAAGGCACCUGAACUACUAUACAAGGCACUUGCAGCAAAACUUGUUGUUGGAAUGCCAUUUAAGGAUCUAGCGACAGUAGACUCUAUCUUGUUAAGAGAGCUUCCACCAGUUGAUGAUCAUGAUGCUCAUCUGGCUCUCAAGCGGUUGAUAGAUAUAAGUAUGGGGGUUAUAACUCCUUUGUCUGAGCAGCUGACAAAGCCAUUGCCCAAUGCCAUGGCUCUGGUAAAUCUAAAGGAGUUAUCAACUGGUGCUUACAAGCUUUUGCCUGAAGGAACACGUUUGGCUGUGUCAUUACGAGGUGAUGAAUCCUACAACGAGUUGGAAAUCCUCAAAGACAUUGAUGCGACUAUGAUUCUUCAUGAUUUACCCUUUACUGAAGACAAAAUUAGCAGAGUGCAUGCUGCAAGGAGGCUCUUUGAAUAUCUGGCAGAAAAUAAUAUAAACUUCCCUGUAAUUCACCAUAUUCAGUUUCCAAAUGGGAUUCACAGGGAUGACUUGGUCAUUGGUGCCGGAGCUAAUGCAGGAGCUCUUCUAGUAGAUGGACUUGGAGAUGGUGUACUGUUGGAAGGCCCUGGCCAGGAAUUUGAUUUUCUUAGGAAUACAUCUUUCAACUUACUACAAGGUUGCAGAAUGCGAAAUACAAAGACGGAGUAUGUCUCAUGUCCUUCAUGUGGCAGAACUUUAUUUGAUCUUCAAGAAAUAAGUGCGGAGAUACGCGAGAAAACAUCACACCUGCCAGGAGUUUCAAUUGCAAUCAUGGGUUGCAUUGUCAAUGGACCUGGGGAGAUGGCUGAUGCCGACUUCGGAUACGUUGGUGGGUCCCCUGGAAAGAUCGACUUAUAUGUUGGGAAGACUGUGGUGAAGCGUGGAAUUGCAAUGGAGCAAGCAACUGAUGCGUUGAUUCAGCUGAUAAAAGAUCACGGAAGGUGGGUUGACCCUCCAGCCGAGGAGUAAUUUCAGGUGGUUCUGGUAAGUAUCAUAAUAAAGCCGCAAUUGAAGGGGGAUCACCAUACACAUUACACACCCUGUUUCUACAUUGAAAUCAACAUGGGGUUAAAAAAAAUUACACAAUAAGAACAGUACUGGGGAAAUUAUCCCAUGAGAUCAAGUAUACAUUAGAUAACGAGGACGGUGAUUUGUUCCUCAAAUUUAUUUACAAAAUGAUGUUGUAACUCUGCCCAUCAAUAUUAAAUAUAGUAUUUCUGAUACAA
Mangifera indica (mango) is the source of this 2654-nucleotide messenger RNA. RefSeq names its product 4-hydroxy-3-methylbut-2-en-1-yl diphosphate synthase (ferredoxin), chloroplastic. Bases 175 to 2397 code for a protein of 740 amino acids. NCBI's taxonomy places the organism in Eukaryota, Viridiplantae, Streptophyta, Magnoliopsida, Sapindales, Anacardiaceae. Gene Ontology annotation, biological process: isopentenyl diphosphate biosynthetic process, methylerythritol phosphate pathway; terpenoid biosynthetic process. The record is from RefSeq and is a predicted model, not a curated record. The transcript is spliced from 20 exons. Gene Ontology annotation, cellular component: chloroplast. Gene Ontology annotation, molecular function: iron ion binding; 4-hydroxy-3-methylbut-2-en-1-yl diphosphate synthase activity (ferredoxin).